Molecule: messenger RNA, 1330 nt
Organism: Exserohilum turcica Et28A
Lineage: Eukaryota; Fungi; Ascomycota; Dothideomycetes; Pleosporales; Pleosporaceae
Exons: 3
Coding region: 162-1283 (373 amino acids)
Biological process (GO): L-valine catabolic process
Cellular component (GO): mitochondrion
Molecular function (GO): NAD binding; 3-hydroxyisobutyrate dehydrogenase activity; NADP binding
Source: RefSeq, a predicted model, not a curated record
GCACAAUCUCCUCGAAGUCAAAUUGGGGGAGAAGGGACGCGGCAACAGCCACGUCUUCGCCAUGCACGCCGCCAUGGCCCCAGUCUUUUACAGAGCCGCAUCUGCUCCCCAUGUUCCGGCGGUGGUGCGUCUCUUGGACCGCGACCUCGGCUGAGCCCCCAAUGCAAAAUGCGGAGACCGCUUCCAACCGCUCUCCGCAAUACAUCUCGGAUCUGGACGACAACCCCGCGACGUCUGCUCUCUACAACGACACGAUGCGAACAGUCUCAGCGCUUGCUUCAACUGUGCAACGAAGGACACCCAUUGCGGUGCGCCAGGGUACGCGGAGAUGCUUUUCGAGCUCUCAGAACUUGCAGGCGACAUGGGGGUUCAUUGGCCUGGGACGCAUGGGAUAUCCCAUGGCGAAGAACCUCCGAGCGAAGAUACCAGCUGAAGACACGUUGUUUGUGCAUGAUGUCAACACGGCUGCAACGAAGCAAUUCCUUGAGGAGCACCCGCAGGGCGUCCAGGUUGCUCAAAACGUGCGAGAGCUUGCCGAGAACGCUGAAACAAUUGUUACUUCACUGCCAGAGCCGAAGCAUGUCAAGGCUGUCUUCAAGGAGAUGCUGGAACCCCCAACACUGCUCUCAGAUGGUGUCGUCAAAAAAGAGCGUUUCUUUAUUGAUUGCUCAACCAUUGACCCCAUGACGUCGGGCGAGGUGGCUCAUACUGUGCAUUCCACUGGCCAAGGAAAGUUUGUCGAUGCGCCCAUGUCAGGAGGCGUUGUUGGUGCACAAGCCGGCACGCUUACUUUUAUGAUUGGUGCGCCAGAAGAGGCAGUUGAAGGUGCGACCAAGGUACUCUCAUUAAUGGGCAAAAGAGUAGUUCAUCUAGGCGGGCCUGGCGCUGGUCUCAAAGGCAAGCUCGCAAACAACUACCUGCUCGCUCUCAACAACAUUGCAACGGCCGAGGCCAUGAGCAUGGGUGUCAAGUGGGGGCUCGACCCGAAAGCGCUAGCUGGCAUGAUCAACACGGCGACUGGCAAGUGCUGGCCGAGUGAGGUCAACAACCCAGUACCUGGAGUGAUUGAAGGAUCGCCUGCGAGCAGAGGAUACGAGGGGGGAUUUGGAAUCGCUCUGGCCAACAAGGACCUCAAGCUUGCGCUCAAAGCAGCGGCCGAGGCCGACGUCAAGCUAGCGCUGGGAGAGGCGGCAAGAGCACUAUAUGACGCUGUCGAGCAAGCGGAGAACUGCAAAGGCAAGGACUUUUCCGUCGUGUACCGGUAUCUUGGGGGCAAAGAGUAGAUUGCAAAAACAAGUAUGAGGAAGAAGGAAUUUACGUAAAUUAACCG